Messenger RNA from Zychaea mexicana, 921 nucleotides. RefSeq lists its product as uncharacterized. The transcript is spliced from 2 exons. Gene Ontology annotation, molecular function: zinc ion binding; sequence-specific DNA binding. Gene Ontology annotation, biological process: regulation of DNA-templated transcription. The coding region runs from base 1 to 921 and encodes 306 amino acids. The record is from RefSeq and is a predicted model, not a curated record. NCBI's taxonomy places the organism in Eukaryota, Fungi, Mucoromycota, Mucoromycetes, Mucorales, Lichtheimiaceae.
AUGCUUGCAAAAGAAGACCAUAUUUACCGGCUCAACCACGUAAUCAAUACCCUCUUUCGAUUCAACUUGCACGCGAUCGAUACGGUCAAACUACGCACUGCAAUCGAGCUCGCUAACUAUUUAUUCGAUGUCGCGGGAUUGGAUCAAGUACGCUUACCACGGCCCGACAGCAGCAACCACAAGCAACCGGACCUGUAUGUUCUGCUAAUGAAUCUCCUCAACUCGACGCGGCCGCCAAAGUCGAAACCUGUCUGCCACAACUGUAACACCAAACCAGCAUCUCGCCGUAAACUGUGCGUCGCUUGCUAUCGUUACCAACUCAAACACGGCGAGCCUCGGCCCCUUCGUCUCAUCAUUGCAAGCAGACACAGCUGUCGCGUAUCACCACCAUCACCCCAGCCACCAUCAUCGGUAUCUUCCCCAGCGUCAUUGCUACUAAGAAAUCAAACGCAUGUAAAAGCACACAAGUCUUGUGCCAACUGUGGAAUACAGCAUACACAUCAAUGGUAUCGAAAUCUAUGUGGCUCGGGGCACUGGUGUGAGACCUGCAAGAGCUAUUACUUACGACACAAUCGAGUGCGUCCGCCACAACUGUUCGUCAAAGCCGCUAAGCGCAAAGUAAACGUUCGCGCGCUCGUCGAUUGGUCGUCCUCCGCCCUUCCCUCGCCGUCGACAGGGUCGGAAAAGUUGUCACCCGAGUUGGUUUCCUCGCCAAUCCACUCGCCGGCAUCGUCAAGCGGCCAAGCAACGCCAGUGCAGACGCAUCUCCAAUAUGCAACAACAACAGUAGCAGCAACAGCAGCAUCAACAUCGUCAUUCAGCAGUUCCAGUAGUAACAAUAUCGUUGUGUACUAUCAUCAGCUUCACAAUCCUCACUUUCUGAUUGCGUCAAGCAGCAAAGAUAUAGAGCCACGUUCUUAA